Molecule: messenger RNA, 385 nt
Organism: Coregonus sp. 'balchen'
Lineage: Eukaryota; Metazoa; Chordata; Actinopteri; Salmoniformes; Salmonidae
Source: the annotation of a GenBank genome assembly
AUGUGGAGGUCAAAGAGUUAGAAAGCUGGAAACAACCUCUCUCUCUCAUCUCACUACUUUCCCCUUCGCUACUCCUAAUCUCCCCACCCUCCCUCCAUCUCUCCUCUCCUCCCCUCCAGGUGUAUGUCUGGUGAUGGGCUGUAUAAUCUACCCUGAUGGCUGGGACAGUGACGAGGUGCGGAGGAUGUGCGGGGAGCAGACGGACAAGUACAGCCUGGGAGCGUGCUCCAUGCGCUGGGCUUACAUCCUGGCUAUCAUGGGGGUCCUGAAUGCCCUCAUGCUCUCCUUCCUGGCCUUCGUACUGGGCAACAGGCAGGACGGACUCAUGACCGAGGAACUGCUGGCCGAGAGCAAGGGUAAGACUGGAGUCCAUGCAGUCCAUUAG